Messenger RNA from Zonotrichia albicollis (white-throated sparrow), 2031 nucleotides. It is a transcript of the gene CDIP1, whose product is annotated as cell death inducing p53 target 1. The record is from RefSeq and is a predicted model, not a curated record. Lineage: Eukaryota; Metazoa; Chordata; Aves; Passeriformes; Passerellidae. Gene Ontology annotation, biological process: intrinsic apoptotic signaling pathway in response to DNA damage by p53 class mediator. Gene Ontology annotation, molecular function: zinc ion binding. Gene Ontology annotation, cellular component: cytoplasmic side of late endosome membrane; cytoplasmic side of lysosomal membrane; nucleus.
CAAGGCUGUUUCUGCAGCCCCGGUGCGAAGAGCCAAGAGCGCUUGGUCAGCCCAUCCGGAGGCAGCACUGGAGAGAAUCCCAGAGGCGGCAGCAGGUCCUGCAGGCGUUUCUCCUGCACUUAACCCUUCGUGGGAGCUGCAGAUGGAGCCUCCUUGUUUGAAGCAGGGAGGAUUUAGUGUCUGGUUUCUCUGGUAUCCAUGAGGAGGAGCUGCUGGAUGUGGUGAUUUGAAUCUCUGGCCAAGGACAGCCGAGCCGGGGCUGCGCUGGGGAGAUGAUCUGAUUGUGCUUUGGAUUUAAUGCCCUGGCAAAUCUUGCUUUGGAUGCAGCACCUGGCUGGCAGCGAGGAUCCUGCUCUGAGGUGGUUUGUGUGCUGGGUGAUGGUGGCACACAGAAGGUCACAGGAUUUGUGCAAGGUCCCCAGGUAAAAACUGCAGUGGGGAAGCUCCUCCGGAGAUCCACGCACUGGAGAGCAGAGCAGGGAGCUCUGGCUGUCUGACAUCCCUGCUUCAAAUGAUGAAAAACCUUCUUCUCCAGCAUUCCUUUGUUUUAAAGGAGAGCUGCUGGCCUGCCUUGCCAGCUGAGCUUUCUGUGCCUGCACUGAAGGAACAGCCUGACCCUCCUGGAAGAAGCAAUUUUCUGCAGCUGAAAUCUUAAUGCAGAAGUGUGGAAGAAAUCUGCUGUUCUGGGAGCAGCCUGGCUGUUCCUGAACAGUGAGUUUGUGCUCUCUGGCAGUGACUUGGACCUGGGAAAACGCAGCUGAGUUGCUCAGAAAAAGAACAGAGCUUUCCUUCAGUCCUUCACUUGGGUUUCUGUUUCCAUCGGCGCCGUGCAGAGCGUUGCAGCAUGCGCCCCCUUGCUGCCUUGGCUGAGAGCGGGAUGAGGAGUUGAGGAGGUGCUGCCAAGAGCCAGUGGAAGAAGUCACCUCCCAAACUGCCCUGCUCAGAGGAGCUGCUUCUCUCAGCUGUCAAGGACUCUGAGUGUUGCUGCAGGGAAGAGGACAGGGCUGCCUGAGCCAUGUCCAACGAUCCCCCCCCGCCCUACCCGGGGGGCCCCUCGGCGCCGCUGAUAGAGGAGAAGCACGGCCCCCCCUCGGCACCAGAGAGUGUCACCCCAGUGGUGGGACAGCCCCAGGGGGUUCCGAUCCCCCCUCCUGAGUUCGGACCUCCCCCCUAUGAGCCCCCCUCGCAGCCGGGGUUCAUCCCCCCCCACAUGCCCACGGAUGGCUCUGGGCCCUACGUGCCACCAGCAGGAUAUUACCCACCCCCAGGCCCUCACCCCCCCAUGGGCUACUACCCUGCCCCAGGCCCCUACCCCUCUCCUGGUGGCCACACGGCCACAGUGCUGGUGCCCCCGGGAGCUGCCACCACGGUGACAGUGCUGCAGGGAGAGAUCUUCCAGGGAGCCCCCGUGCAGACUGUGUGUCCCCACUGCCAGCAAGCCAUCACCACCAAGAUCUCCUACGAGAUCGGGCUCAUGAGCUUCCUCCUGGGCUUCUUCUGCUGCUUCGUGGGGUGUGAUCUCUGCUGCUGCCUGAUCCCCUGCCUGUUCGAUGACUUCAAGGACGUGACACACACGUGUCCCAACUGCAAGGCCUACAUCUACACGUACAAGCGCAUGUGCUAACGGCACCCGGGAGCCUCUGGAGUCCCGGCUGCCCGGCACGUAGAGUAGAGGAGUUUGUAACCAGGCUGCAGCUCCAGGGCCGCCCUGGGCCCCGCAGGGUCUCCUUGCAUGCAGUGUAGGGGGUGUUUGAGCUCACGCACCUGAGGCAGAAGGAAGGGGCAAGCAGGCAGCGCCAGGAGCUGCCAGCAGCGCUCCCACAGCAGGGUGAGAGGGGCUGGGAGCCGAGUUCAGCCUCUCGGGCUGCUCCUCCCGCCCCUGGCCCUGCAGCUCCCAGAGCAAAGUGGGGAGGGCUCUCAGUACACAGGUCUGCAAACACAGCCUGGCCUGCACAGGCAGCUGCUGUUUGCUCAGGGCUGGAACUGUGGCACUAGUCAGUGUUUUUAUGUAAAUAAAUAACAGACCCUGAA